This is a messenger RNA of Penaeus indicus, 751 nucleotides long. RefSeq names its product probable ribosome biogenesis protein RLP24 (gene RpL24-like). Gene Ontology annotation, biological process: ribosomal large subunit biogenesis. Lineage: Eukaryota; Metazoa; Arthropoda; Malacostraca; Decapoda; Penaeidae. Gene Ontology annotation, cellular component: nucleolus. The transcript is spliced from 4 exons. Bases 66 to 665 code for a protein of 199 amino acids. The record is from RefSeq and is a predicted model, not a curated record.
GUAAGCGACCCACACUCACGCCCGGAACACAUGUCGUCGUCUCGUGGCUUCUAAAAUCAGACACAAUGCGGAUAGAAAGGUGCUAUUUCUGCUCCAAGAAAGUAUAUCCUGGACAUGGGAUACAGUUUGUGAGAAAUGACAGCAAGGUCUUCAAAUUUUGCAGUGGCCGCUGCAACAAACAUUUUAAGAGAAAGAGGAAUCCCCGUCGCACUAAGUGGUCUGGGGUAUUCAGGAAGGCAUCCGGUAAGGAGCUCACUGUUGAUCCUGCCUUCGAAUUUGAGAAGAGGAGGAAUGUGCCUGUUAAAUACAACAGAGAGCUCUGGGAGAAGACCGUGGAUGCCAUGAAGCGAGCUGCAGAAAUCAAGGAGAAGCGAGAGAACCACCACAUUAUGAACCGCCUUGUGCACUCCAAGGAGGUUGACAGAAUCAGGCACUUGUCGGUGGUCUACAAGCACUUGAAUGUCCUCUACUCUCCGGCCGCAGGAUUGAGAAAGGGAAAUAAGGUACUGGAUGUUGAAGAGGCCAUGGAGGAUGAGGGUGUGAUGAACCCACUGAAGGCCACGACGAAGAUGGUGGAGGAGAAGAUCAAGAAGCGGAAGCUCAUGGCAGAGGAAGCCAUGGAAGAGGAUGAGGGAGCCAUGAUAGAAGAGGGGGCGGAUGACUAAGACGAGGAAGGCGUGAUAGUAAAUGUGGAAAUGUGAAUGUGAUGAUGAUUACAAUGUAGAUGACAAAUAAACUAUUGGUUAAGACA